AUUUAUCCUCCAGAGGUCAUUUCCUGUUAUUAGUAGCUGACUGUCGUUAGAUUCCCGCUGCCGUAUUGACACGUCACGAAGGUCAGGAACGAACUGAUGGAAAAAUGGCGACCACCUACAACACCUUCAAUUUGCACACGGCCCCUGAGAAGUUCUACAUCGAAGCCUGUGAUGAUGGUGUUGGAGACGUCCUCGCCAUUGACAGGGUGUCCACAGAAAUGACCCUGACAGUGAGGAAGGACGUCCCUCCUUCAGCAGUGACACGACCAAUAUGUGGCAUCAUGGGAACCAUACGGCUGGUGGCAGGCACGUAUCUCAUCGUCAUUACAAAGAAGAAGAAAGUGGGUGACCUGUUUGGCCACACGGUCUGGAAGGCGGCUGAGUUUGACAUCAUUUCCUACAAGAAAACGGUUCUGCAUCUGACUGAUAAUCAGAUGCAAGACAACAAAGCCUUCCUGUCCAUGAUCAACAGCGUCCUGAAUACAGAUGGUUUCUACUUUGCCACGGACUAUGACCUGACGCACACGCUACAGCGCCUGGCCAACACCAGCCCAGAGUUUCAGGAGAUGACCUUACUGGAGCGGGCGGAUCAGAGAUUCGUGUGGAACGGUCACCUUCUCAGAGAAUUCAUGGCACAGCCUGAGCUACACAAAUUCGUCUACCCGGUUGUUCACGGCUUCAUCACUAUGAAGUCAUGCUGUAUCAACGGUAAAAUCUUUGACUGGAUCAUUGUUUCUAGGAGGAGCUGCUUCCGCGCUGGUGUCCGCUACUACGUCAGAGGUAUCGACUCUGAGGGUCAUGCAGCCAACUUUGUCGAGACAGAACAGAUUGUUCAGUAUAAUGGAGGAAAAGCGUCAUUUGUUCAGACUCGAGGCUCCAUCCCGUUCUACUGGUCUCAGAGACCCAACCUCAAAUACAAACCAAAACCACAGAUCAGCAAAAGCAUCAAUCACCUGGAUGGUUUUCAGAGACAUUUUGACUCUCAGAUCAUCACAUACGGCAAACAAGUGAUUCUGAAUCUGGUAUGUUUCCCUGUAUUUGCUCCAUUCACACUGAGGUGUCGCUCCCAGGCUGGAAAUAUCUCAUUAAGAUCUGUUUUUAUUCUCCAGGUCAAUCAGAAAGGCUCAGAAAAGCCACUGGAACAGGCCUUUGAAAAGAUGGUGGGCAGUUUGGGCAAUGGCAUGAUCAAGUACAUCGCGUUUGACUUUCACAAGGAGUGCAGCCGUAUGAGGUGGCAUCGCCUGCAGAUCCUGGUGGACAUGGUGGCAGAAAUGCAGGAUGAGUUCGGCUACUUCCUGGUGGAUUCAGAUGGGACGGUCCAAAUGCAGCAGGACGGGACGUUCCGAAGCAAUUGCAUGGACUGUUUGGACCGAACCAACGUCAUCCAGAGUCUGCUGGCCCGUCGCUCGCUGCAGUCACAGUUAGAGAGGAUGGGAGUUUUACAUGUGGGGCAACGGAUUGAAGAUCAGGCAGAUUUUGAAAAAAUAUACAAGAAUGCAUGGGCAGAUAACGCCAAUGCGUGUGCCAAACAGUACGCUGGCACAGGAGCCCUGAAGACUGAUUUCACACGGACGGGAAAGAGAACCCAGUGGGGUUUGCUGAUGGACGGAUGGAACUCCAUGAUCAGAUACUACAAGAACAACUUCUCAGAUGGGUUCAGACAGGACUCCAUUGACCUGUUCUUGGGGAACUAUGCUGUGGAAGAGGCGGAUAUAAACACUCCUCUACAUGAGCCCAAAGACUGGAAGUUCCUCACGCUGCCAAUCAUCAUGGUGGUUGCUUUCUCAAUGUGCAUCAUAUGUCUCCUUAUGGCUGGCGACACCUGGACGGAGACUCUGGCGUACGUGUUGUUCUGGGGCUCGGCGAGUGUUGUGACCGGCGGCGUGAUCCUCUUCAACGGCCGGGACUUCGUCGACGCGCCCAAACUGGUACAGAAGGAGAAGAUGGACUGAACCUGCGUGUGUGGGAAGCAGCUUGGUCCCACCGAGUCUUCAUCCUCCUCCUCCUCCUCAUCCUCAGUCCUGUCUUACUCUCAGCUUCACCGGGCCUGGAGCCUGUACUGACGCCACACGGCGAGGAGGAAGAGGACGAAGGCCGGGGGCCGGACGGGACCGAACGCGCAUGGACGCACCCGCUGCUCUCCACACGGGAAUCGUAUCACGCGGGACCAUCUCACAGAGAUCCCAUAAUUCCAUCUGCAUAUAGGCAGCUUUACAGGAGCAACGCUGGAAAAUCAAGCACCUUAUACUCGACCAUGAGGUUCUCGGCCCCGUCCUCGUGGUUCACACGUCCCGAAGGCGUUUUUCAUAGACACCCGUGUCUAAACGCACACGCCUGCCGAUAUCCCACCGGCUCUCAUAAGUCGCAGCUCUCGGACUGUUUGUGUAAAACCAAACGCAUUUGUAUCGCAUCUGCCGUCACCUCAAAAUCAUUGUCUUGUUUUCUAAUAAAGAUAUGUACACAAUAAGAUAUAUUGAUAUCACUUUACAAUAAGGUUUAACUACAUUAGUUAACAUGAACUAACAAUGAUUAGAUUUUAUCAAUCUUGGUCAAUGUUAAUUUCAACAUUUACUAAUACAUUAUUAAAAUCAAAAGUUGUAUAUGUUAACAUUAUAGUUAAUGCACUGUGAACUAACAUGAACAAACAAUGAACAACUAUAUUUUUACAGAAUAACAUCAACUAAGAUAAUAAAUACUUCAAAAAUAUAUUGUUCACUUAGUUCAUGUUAACUAAUGUAAACAAAUUAAUGUUCUGUAAUACAAUAAGGUUCUGUAUGUUAGCAUUGGCUAAUGCCAUAGCUAGCAUGAACAAAUGAUGAACAAUACAUUUACAGCAUUUAUUAUUUCUGCAUAUACAUUUUAAUAUACAUAUGCAUUUUUAAAGUUAACUGAUAUAUUAUGAAUGAACAACAUGAAUUAACAUUUAUUCUAUUAUUUUCAACCUGUAAAAAUGUUAAUUUUUAGUUGAUGAAACUUUGAUGUAAACAAACUGAAACUUGUUGUAAGCUUUGAUCUCGGCAAAUAUAUCUUUCUCUAAAUGAUUUAUUUAAAUUGUAAUAGUUUUUUCUUGUUUUAAGUAAGAAAAUAUGAUAGCUUGUUUCCGCCACAGAAUAAAAAAAAAAGACAAUUGCGACUUUUUAUCUCGCAAUUCCGACUUUUUUUCUCUGAAUUAUAAACUCGUAAUUUUGACUUUUUUCUCAGAAUUGUGAGAUAUAGUCACAAUUGCAAGUUUUAAAGUCAGAAUUGCGUGAUAUAAAGUCACAAUUACGUGUUUUUAAAGUCAGAAUUGUGAGUUAUAGUCACAAUUCCGUGAUAUAAAGUCAGAAUUGCUUGAUAUAAAGUCAGAAUUGUUAUGUAAAGUCAGAAUUGCGAGAUAUAAACUAAAUUUUUACUUUUUUCUCAGAAUUGCGAUAUAAAGUCGCAAUUGUGAGUUAUAAAGUCAGAAUUGCGAGUUUUAAAGUCAGAAUUGUGUUAUAAAGUCAGAUUUGCAAGAUAUAAACUCACAAUUUUGACUUUUUCCUCAGAAUUGCGAUAUAAAGUCGCAAUUGUGAGUUAUAAAGUCAGAAAUUCGUUACAUAAAGUCAGUAUUGCAAGAUAUAAACUCACAAUUUUGACUUUUUUCUCAGAAUUGUGAGUUUUAAAGUCACAAUUGCGAGUUAUAAAGUCAGAAUUGUGAGAUAUAAACUCGCAAUUGACUUUUUUUUUCUCAGAAUUGCAGAAUGUAAAUUAGCAAUUGUGAGAAAAAAAGUCGAAAUUACCUUUUUUAUUUUUUAUUCAGUGGCGGAAACGAGCUUCCGUAAGAAAAUGUUUGAAGCGAGAAAAAAACAUUACAAAAAUCAAUGUAAUUUUUUAAAAACAUCUUAAUAUCUUCAAUUAUAUAUUUAAUUCUGCAUUACACGUUAUUUAAAUUUUUUGUUCUUGAGAGUGCUUAAAUUUAUUUAUUUAAUUUCAUUUUUUUUUACUGGAAAACAAGACAAACAUAGCGAUUUGCAUUGCGGCAGCUGCAUGUCUCAGCAUUUUGUAGUGAAUUCGAGCAUUUGAGACGGACCCAGAGUUCAUGUGCGGUUAAAAGGACUCGUUUUAUCCUCGCCUUCAAUAUCAUGGUCUUCCUCAGUCAGAGUUUUGGGAGCCUUUACAAAUGAACUGUUUAUUAAAGUGAUUCGAGGCAUUCUGUGGAGCUUAAUGAACUGAUUCUGUUCGUAAUCAAAACUGAUUCAUAUGAAUCUUUACUUGGGACCAGCGUCUCAUUGGCCAAAGGAGUUUACAGCAGGAUCGUCCCAUCACUGAACCGCUGUGCCAUAUCUGUGUUUCUUUCAUGAGUCUGCGGAGGAUUGAUGCCUUAUGUUUGCUGUGCUCUUCAUUUGAUCCCUCUGUAUCUUCACUGCAGGACGUUCUUCUCAUGUCUGGCACCUGCUUAUCGGAGAAUGUUAAAAUGAUGUGUAUUAUUGUUAUUAAAGUUAUUAUCAUGAUGCUCUUGUGUCGGGAAGUUUCGGUUCUAAAGGGAAAAGAGCGUCCCGAGCACAAGCUGUCCUUGGAAAGCUUCAGCACUGACGGAUGUUGCAAAAAAUGCAUUACAAAAUUACAAACUGUUGAAGAUCUGUUGAGGACUGUGUUCAGUUUGCUCGCUUCAUGUCACUCACACUAGUUUUAUCUGCAUUGACUGGAACAUGUUUGCAUGACAUUCCUGGUAGGAAUUUCAAAAAGUGCGUUGCUUUGAACGAGCUCAAAUUGAAUGGGAAUAACAGGCUCAAAAUGCCACAGCAGAUCAGCCGAAACAAGAGUGCAAACCGUGACCCGUGUGCAUGUCUGCAGGGGUUCGUCCAAUUAACAGCAUUUUCUCCACAUGAACUCCAUGGCCAGUCAACUUCAAUCUUACUGCAUUGAAAAAGUUCAUCUGCAAAUGAUCAACUCUGUCAAGUCGUUCCAAACUUGCAUAACACAAAUGAGACGUUCAGUACAUUCAUGCUGUUUUUGCUGUUUUCAUAGCGAUAAUUCAUUGUGAACAUUUCUGUCAAUCUGCAAAAAUGAUCAUUUUAUAAAUCAUUAAUAUGA
Messenger RNA from Ctenopharyngodon idella (grass carp), 5052 nucleotides. It is a transcript of the gene sacm1lb, whose product is annotated as SAC1 like phosphatidylinositide phosphatase b. The coding region runs from base 105 to 1952 and encodes 615 amino acids. Gene Ontology annotation, biological process: phosphatidylinositol dephosphorylation. Gene Ontology annotation, cellular component: endoplasmic reticulum. The record is from RefSeq and is a predicted model, not a curated record. NCBI's taxonomy places the organism in Eukaryota, Metazoa, Chordata, Actinopteri, Cypriniformes, Xenocyprididae. The transcript has 19 exons. Gene Ontology annotation, molecular function: phosphatidylinositol-4-phosphate phosphatase activity.